Molecule: messenger RNA, 498 nt
Organism: Acanthamoeba castellanii str. Neff
Lineage: Eukaryota; Discosea; Longamoebia; Acanthamoebidae
Product: flavin reductaselike, FMN-binding, putative
Exons: 1
Coding region: 1-498 (165 amino acids)
Molecular function (GO): FMN binding
Source: RefSeq, a predicted model, not a curated record
AUGGCCGCCGCAUGGUCGAUGCCGGUCGAAUUCGACCCGCCCAAGGUGGCGGUGGUCCUUGACAAGUCCACCUGGACCCGCAUACUGCUCGAGGCGUCCGGCUACUUCGUUCUGAACGUGCCGGUCGUGGGCCAGGCCGACAUCACCUACACGGUCGGCUCUACUUCCGGCCGCGACCUGGACGGCGAGGGGCGGGACAAGUUCGAGGCCUAUGGUCUGGAGACGUUCGAGGGCGAGGUGGUGGAGGCGCCGCUGCUGGCGGGCUGUGCGGCCUGGCUGGAGUGCCGUCUGCUGCCCGAGCCGCACAACCACGAGCAACACGACCUCUUCCUGGGCGAAGUCGUGGCCGCCCAGGCAGACGAGCGAGUCUUCAAGGAUGGGCGUUGGAGCUUUGAAGGGCAUGACGAGCUGCGCACACUGCACCACAUCACUGGUGGCCACUUUCUGGUGGUUGGUGGGCACUUGGAUGGCCAAGUGCUGUCGCCAAAGCCAAAAUAA